AUGAGUUACGAUUAUAAAUCUUGUUUCUGGGAUCCACAUGAUGAUGGAGUCAAUGUUCUGCUAACACAUAUACAAUCAGGUAUUAAAUCCAGUGGGACAGUAGAGAGCUUCUUCAGACAAAGGACAGAACUGGAAAAGGAUUACGCCAGAAGAUUAGGUGCCAUUAAUGAGAAGUUACAAAAAAAUCUACAGACUGACCCUGAGUUUGGACAUUUGAACAAGGCAUUGACGACGUUAUUAGAAGUCGAAAAGGCAAAAGCGCAUGCUCAUUCAAAACAGAGUGAAGUGAUCUAUAGACAAACAUAUAGUAACACUAAGCUCUUUCGUGGUGAAUUACAAGCUAGGUAUACUACACUAAGUGGGAAAAUUGAAAAAAUGAGAGUUGAUAAAUUCAAUAAGAAGAAAGGAUGUGAAGAGUUAUCAAAUCGUUUAGAAAAAGCAACAAUAAGAGCAAGAGAUUUGAGACUUAAUCAAAAUAAUAUAAUAGGUUCAAAAAGAGUAGAACAAAAUGAAAGGGAAAUUGCAAAAUGGGAGAAUAAUGAACAAGAGACAAAAUUACAAUUAAAUGUCUUAAAACAAGAAUAUAAAGCUUCACAGAGGUAUUGGUUGCAUGAAUGGGGUGAUAUCACUCGUCAAUUACAAGAAAUGGAACAAGCAAGGAUACAAUUUAUUCAAGCUAAAUUACAAGUAUAUAUUGAAACUUGUAUGGAAACUAGUAUCCUAGAACAAUCUAAAAUGGAUUUAUUAAACAGCAAACUUAUGGCUUUCACUUCAAUUGAUGAUAUUGCUAAAUUCUCAAGCGAAUAUGGAACAGGAAGAUUAAAGGAGAAGCAUAUCAAUAGGAAAUCAGCAGAGCAUCAUUCUGGAUCUCUUGUUGAUCGAAACUUAUCUAAUGGACGUAGUUCUAUCGAGGAUAAUGGCGCAGAUUACAGAUCUUCUAAAGUGUCAUAUAAUCAUCUGGGUAACGACCCAUAUAUUGAUAACAUUCGUAAAUUAUCUUCAAAUUUACAGAAACGUUCUCAAAACAGAAAUUCUCAAUACAGUAAAUCAACCCAAAAGAAAAAUGAAUUACAGAAUGUCAAUUCAAAUAGUGAUUCCACCAUAAAAGCAAAUACAAACAAAAGUUAUGAACCGCAUUCUAGGAAAGAUGAAAAUCAAUACCAAGAUUUAAUGAAAAAUAGUGAAAAUAGACCAAUAACACCUCCACCUGAGCCUAUUCAUAUAUCAGACAUGGAGGAACCAAUACAAGGCAUUCAAGUUGAAGUACCACAUAGUCAUAAGGAAAGCUCAAACUCAUAUACAACUUCAGAAUCUUCUUCGAACCCAACGGAUUUUACCUCACAUUUGAAAAAGAGAGAAAGUUUGGAAUCCAUGACAACAUCUGUGAGUUCAAUGGCAUCCAGCAUAGGUGAUGCACAAAGGUUUUCCAAGUCAUGGAAUUCAUCUUCAAGGAAACGGAAGUCUAUGAGCCACAUUAAUCAAUUACUAAAUGAUGAACAUGAUAAAAAUAGACAAGCAAGCACAAACACCGUAAUCAACUCUCAAUUUGGUAAAUCGCAAUCGAGUACAGAUUCGUAUGAUACAGACCGUGACAAGACAACAUUAAAUAUAAAAAAUACUAGUGAUGUCAGAAGGAAAUCCAUGGUGCUUGCUAGUUCUACCAAUCCAAUUGAGGAUGCAUUAUAUGAGAUGGAAAGACUACAAGGAUCAACACAAGCUAAUUCUAAACUUGGUAGAGUUAAAGAUAAUGGUCUUAUCGUGACAUUACCUUUGGUCACUAGAGGAGGUGAACCUGUCAUAAAGUAUGCCAAGGCAAAUUUCCCAUUAAUAGAUAACGGUGCAGAUGAACUUGCAAAUUUCGAGAAAAAUGAUUAUGUCCUUAUCACCGAAAUUAUAAGUGAUGAUUGGUAUAGAGGUGAAGUAUACGAUAAUGAAAGGAUAUCUCCAGACCAUAGGGACGGGUUAAUUCCUUAUAAUUUUGUUAGCAUUCUUGGAUAG
Molecule: messenger RNA, 1998 nt
Organism: Maudiozyma barnettii
Lineage: Eukaryota; Fungi; Ascomycota; Saccharomycetes; Saccharomycetales; Saccharomycetaceae
Gene: HOF1
Product: formin-binding protein HOF1
Exons: 1
Coding region: 1-1998 (665 amino acids)
Biological process (GO): cytoskeleton organization
Cellular component (GO): cytoplasmic side of plasma membrane; cytoplasm; cell division site
Molecular function (GO): protein binding; phospholipid binding
Source: RefSeq, a predicted model, not a curated record